Striga asiatica is the source of this 543-nucleotide messenger RNA. The record is from the annotation of a GenBank genome assembly. Lineage: Eukaryota; Viridiplantae; Streptophyta; Magnoliopsida; Lamiales; Orobanchaceae.
AUGGUCAAUGAAGAGCCUUAUGAAUCAUUAAGGGGGCAGCUGAAGCUCCUCUAUUGUCAGCUAGCUUAUCCCAAAUUCGAUAUGACAAUUAAUGGACUUGGUUACACAGGUCCUCCUUGGGUGAGAACUAGAGAAGAUAUGAAGUCUUGGCAAAACCCUACAUAUUUGUGGCAGGUGGUGGUUUACCGUCGCUUUGUAGUGUCUGCAUAUUUAAGAAUCCGGUUCAAAAAGAAAGGAAAAGGAUUAGCAACAGCGGCGGUGGAGGAGAAACCCCGAUUCCUUGAGGUUGACUACAUUAUUACCGAAGAAGUGACGGGGUAUACAAACACUUUGAGACAAUUAAGGGUGAUGUUGAGGGCACAAGGAGGUGAAAUAAGUGGAAUUCACACUCUGCCAAGUGAAGCUGGGAAAGAUAAAACAUUAUAUAAUAAGGUGGAGCUGGUGUCUUUGAAGCACCAUAAAGAGAGAGCACAAGAGAUACAUAAACAUUUUGCCAGUCGUAACCUUCGUAAAAGAGUAGAGAAGCAUGAAAUUCGACCCUAG